AUGAUGAGUCCAGGAGCAGAAGAGAGAUGCUACUCCGAAUCAAGAGGAAAGUUAAUAUUCGCAGAAAAAGGAAGACCAGUUCAUCAAAUCGUUGAGAAUCUCCCUCGACCGCUGACUCAUGAACUUGAGCGUCGAACGCGAAAUCCAGGCGGCGCUGAUGACCAAUUCCUCGAGAGCACGAACGUCUGUCACGAAGAACUUUCCUUCGCGGAAAAUGUCGACCAUUUUUGGCAAAGUUUUGAAGCCGAUCCACUCGCUUUCUUGGGACCCGUUCAGCUCGCUUCUGGCGCUGAUAACUUGGGAGAGAAACUGGUCGUUUCUGAAAGCGAUUCUAUCGCCAUUUUUAGCUGCGUAACCUGGACAAAUGAAGGAACCUGGUGCAAUUUGGAAGGCCCUGCUUUGAACGUCUGUUGGUCACAUGACGAUCAAAAGAUCAUUUUCGCCAUCAAAAACAAGAUCUUCAUCGCGUCUUUCGAAGGAAUCAUGGGCCCGGACGAAGAAGCUCGCGAAAUCGAAGGCUUCGAACGCGACGUCCUCCAAAUGUCCUGGCAUAAUCAACGCCUCGCAGUUGCGGUUGAGGGGCUCAGCGAUACGCUUUUGUACUCGAAAAAAAAGAAGUACUGGAAAGUAAAAUCUUACAGCUGGUUCGCCAAACAUCAGAUUCCUCAAGAAGAAUGGAAUUGGACGAUUCAUCGUUGUUUGUUGCUGACUUAA
Oikopleura dioica is the source of this 714-nucleotide messenger RNA. The record is from the annotation of a GenBank genome assembly. Lineage: Eukaryota; Metazoa; Chordata; Appendicularia; Copelata; Oikopleuridae.